Messenger RNA from Gadus chalcogrammus (walleye pollock), 2585 nucleotides. RefSeq names its product V-set immunoregulatory receptor (gene vsir). NCBI's taxonomy places the organism in Eukaryota, Metazoa, Chordata, Actinopteri, Gadiformes, Gadidae. The transcript has 7 exons. The record is from RefSeq and is a predicted model, not a curated record. Gene Ontology annotation, biological process: positive regulation of regulatory T cell differentiation; negative regulation of CD4-positive, alpha-beta T cell proliferation; regulation of immune response. The coding region runs from base 220 to 1122 and encodes 300 amino acids. Gene Ontology annotation, cellular component: plasma membrane.
AUUGCAAACAUUCGUCCGACUGACCUCGGAUUGGUGGGUCUAGAUGAAGGAGUGACAAUAGACUGUCAGGCUGAGGGAGAAAACAACCCGAAUCAAGUUAGGAGAGGAACCAGUCCUGCGUUAGGUCGAGGAGUUGUGAGCCCGUUUAGAGUAACGUAGCUAUCCCUUUACUUCAGGAUAACUUUAAGAUUAUUCUUUCAACACUUCGCAGACGCAACCAUGUCCUCGGAUUUACGCACGCGGAACAUUUUCUUUUUAAAUCGGAUAUUUGGGUUCGUCUCUGUUUUUCUGUGCGUUGCUGGAGCCAAGGAGCCCGUACCCCACAAUCCGCAAACGCUGGCCGUGUCCGUCCCACACCUCUACUACACCUGCCCCGAGGGCGCCACCGCCAAGCUGAUUUGUGCCCAGCGGGGGGCCAUUCUGCACGCCGACGACAUGCUCAAACACAACUGGCUGUACACGCCGCACGCCCAUCAGCACUGCCACGUGUUCGUGGGCCCGCGACACACCCCACCGGGCCACCAGAACGACCAGCUCGGGGUCUCCUUAGACGAAGGGAAGCAGGACUUCUCGUUGACCCUGAAGAACGUCACUGCCAAGGACCAGGGCCGCUACUGCUGCGUUGCGGUGGAGACGACAAAACAACACCACAAGGCUGUGCAGAGGCACCACGGACACAUCGUGAUGCUCGUCACCCCAAGGGCAAACGCAUCUCAGGAAUGCACCAUGUGGGAUCCACAGCCGACUGAAAGCUCCGUGGCUGCCGCUCUGGCCACCACUGCCUGCAUUGUGGCACUCCUUUCUCUGCCGCUCAUCAUGCUUCUGGUCUACAAACAGAGGCAGCAUCACAGGUCCAGCAGACGUGCACACGAGCUGGUCCGAAUGGACAGUGAGGCCCAGGGCCAUGAGAACCCCGUGUUCCUGGGGGGGUCCCCUCAGCCCAGGACCCGGACCGUUUCUCAGAUCAUGACCCGGCAGUCGUCUGAGACGGGGCGCCACCUGCUGUCCGAGCCGGGAACCCCCUUAACCCCCCCUGUGCACGGAGACGUCUUCUUCCCAAUACACGAUGCCAUUCUGGAAUCCCCAGAAUUCUCUGCGCCCCUGUCCCCCUGGACACCAUGAGGCCCCGUGGAGCCCUUCCUCUUCCUCUGUCUGUUACCGGGGGCAAUGGUCGUCCUCUUCGUCACGUCUUCCAUUCCAUUCCAUUUCAUUCCAUCCCGCCCAUUGAGAGGGGUGUGUGUGUGAGUGUGUGUGUGUGUGUGUGUGUGUGUGUGUGUGUGUGUGUGUGUGUUUGUGUGUUUGGCACUGUGCCGGUUAGGAGCGUGUGUGUGUAUGUGUUGGUUUGGAGCAUGUGUGUGUGUGUAUGUGUGGCACUGUGUUGGUUUGGAGCAUGUGUGUGUGUGUGUGUGUGUGUGUGUGUGUGUGUGUGUGUGUGUGUGUGUGUGUGUGUGUGUGUGUGUGUGUGUGUGUGUGUGUGUGUGUGUGUGUGAUAACAGCUCAUGGAACAACAGGUGACCUGCUCUCUGCGGCCUGGCCCUGGCGGUCUGUCCGUCUGUCUCAGUGUGGGACAGAAUAAGGGAAAUAAGCAGAGAAGGGGCGGGGGCAUUCCACUGGUGGAAUUAUUGUGUAGCAGUCUCUUGUACCGGGCAUCAUUCAAUUCUUCUUGUUUCAUGUGACUCAGGAGUCUACCUUCCCCCCCCCCCCCCCCCCCUCAUCCUCAUCCUCUCCAUAUGGCUUCAGGCUGUUUUUAUUAUUGUUUUGCCUUUGCUACCUCAGUUUCUGCCACCUGUUGUGAAACAAACACAUCAGCGCUGUCUUUCUCAGGACCUCCGCUCCUGAGUCCAGCACUUAACAGCGGUUGUAGGAACCUCUUUGGUCAGUGCCUUAUAUUUACAGUAUGUUACAGUAUUGAUAUCUUGGAUAGGUCUUUUGCAGCAGGAAAGUCUGAUGCCGUCAAAUAUGGAUGUCAAAUUCGACGUUGAAUUUAACAGGUAUUAUAUAUAUAUAUAUAUAUAUAUAUAUAUAUAUAUAUAUAUAUAUAUAUAUAUAUAUAUAUAUAUAUAACUUUACAUUUUUAUUUUCUGUAUGAAAGAGAUUUUAUUGUACAAGAGGCUUCUCCCUUCUCCCUCCAAAAUAAUUUGGUUAAUGGCUUUAAACUUUAAAAUGUUUUUAAACGUUAUUUCAUUUUUGAUGUGCUUCCUGGUUUCAGCAGCGUUGUAUUCCAUGCCGCAGGGCUGCAUUUUACAGGGUAUUGUAGAUAUUUAGUACAGUGUGUUCUGGCUUUUUAGCUCUGUGUGUGCGUGCGUAUGUGUGUGUGUAUAAUGUGUGUGUGUGUAUACAUGUGUGUGUGUGUGUAGACGUGUGUAUACGUGUGUGUGUGUGUGUGUGUGUGUGUGUGCGCGUGUCUGUCUGCGUGUGUGUAUACAUGCGCGUGUGCAACUUAUAAUGUCUCCUGCUGUACAAAGCUUGUUGAAUGCUGCUGCUAUGUGUUCGUGUUCUGUGGCUCUACCACCGAAACGCCCGCAAAAAAACCACAACAUCGUAUAUCCCUGUACUUCUCUGAUAAUAAAAAAGGAGUUCUUGUC